GUCACAUGCCCACAACUCGUUACCAACUCAGUCCAAAAUGACCGAUUCACAAUCACCGAGUCACAUCCAAAACAACAAAACAAUACCAGAAAUUCCAUUGGAAAUCAUCAGUGACGAAGAAAUGGCGUUAAUCGAAGCUGCUUUUUCCGCCACGCGCUCAUUGGUUACGUCACCAUCACGCGCUUCGGCUCAUUUUAAGAACAAUGUUAGGUCAAUUACGCUGUUAUCGAAACGGAGUUUAUCGAGUUGUGGUGGUUCGUCGCAAAGUGAUGCGUUAGUUGUUGAUGUAGAAGAUUCUGGAAGGUUCCAGAAGAGGAAUAGAGUUGUUGUUGUUGAUUCGUUAUUACAACGGUUUCGGAGGAAAAGAGGAUUGUCGGUUACUGAUAUUACUGCUACAGAAUGGUGUGAAAAAAAGAUGGAGUAUAUUCUUCUUUGUGGCAAACCAGAAAAGACCAAAGCUAUGAAAGCUGGUAGCAUUCGUCAUGAAGCCCUCGAAGAAGAGGUGAUCAAAAGGGUAAAAGUUCAUGUUGCAUCAGCUGAAGAUGUAUGGGCAUUAAAGUUCUUAAAUUUUAUAGUUGGUGCAAAUCAAUUGUUAUUUGAUGGAUUGACACGUGAAUUGCCCUUAGUAGGUUUUGCUCAAGGUGUAUGGAUGGUGGGAAUUAUUGAUGAGAUAAGAAUGCCAAAAGGACAAAGUGAUGCAUAUCCAAUGUUAGUUGACACAAAAACACGAGUGAGAGCUAGCCUUCCUGCUGAACCACAGCGGAGAAACGGAAGGCUUCAGCUAAUGUGCUACAAGCAUUUGUGGGACAGCUUGGUGGCUGAUGAAUUCCCCUCCAGACAAUUUUUUGAGUUCUUCUCUCUGAAUCCUCAUCACAUUUUAUCUGCAGAAAUCAGAGAAAAUACUGCUAAAUGUGGUUUCCCUGCAGAGACUCUCACUGAUAUGUUGAAGUACUCUCGAAAUACUUGGUGCAUGCUUCCACCAGCACAUGAGCAACUACUGCUGAGGUAUGAAUUACAAGAAGAUCAAUCAUUGCUUGGUGAAGAUCAGUUUGAGUAUGAUCUUGACUGGGUAAAGGGUCAAAUAAAUUCUUCGUUAGAGGUGUGGCGAGGAGAAAGAGAAGCCAGUUACACACCUGAAGACGAGCGCUGGAAAUGCAGAUCUUGCAAGUUUGCUUCUGAAUGUCCAGCCAGCAAUUAUGGCUCUCCAAGAAGAAAGGACACUGAAGGUAACUUGGAGAACAGAUAAGCUAUAACCAGUUAACUUACAUUGAUAGUGUAAAAGUUCUUUACACUAUCAGUGAAUAUAUAACUUUAAAGAACUUGGUGUACACGAUUGGGGUCGAAGAAGCUAGCAGUUUUAUACUCCUAGCUGUAGGUAGAUUCUUAACCUGAAAAUUCAUUGUUGUACCAAUUCUUGUUUUCCCAUUGUAGGUUAUUAUUCAUUUAUCUUGUAAUUGUUAUUGAGGCUCAAUUCAUUGUUGUUUGUAAUGUCAAAGGUAUUGACAUGAUCACUGUGAUUUAUAUCCGUUUGAUAUACGCAAGAUGGUUGAUUCUUACGCUUA
Molecule: messenger RNA, 1562 nt
Organism: Lycium ferocissimum
Lineage: Eukaryota; Viridiplantae; Streptophyta; Magnoliopsida; Solanales; Solanaceae
Product: exonuclease V, chloroplastic-like
Exons: 8
Coding region: 38-1246 (402 amino acids)
Biological process (GO): interstrand cross-link repair
Cellular component (GO): nucleus
Molecular function (GO): single-stranded DNA 5'-3' DNA exonuclease activity
Source: RefSeq, a predicted model, not a curated record